Molecule: messenger RNA, 1838 nt
Organism: Selaginella moellendorffii
Lineage: Eukaryota; Viridiplantae; Streptophyta; Lycopodiopsida; Selaginellales; Selaginellaceae
Product: DNA polymerase lambda
Exons: 17
Coding region: 196-1716 (506 amino acids)
Biological process (GO): double-strand break repair via nonhomologous end joining
Cellular component (GO): nucleus
Molecular function (GO): DNA binding; DNA-directed DNA polymerase activity
Source: RefSeq, a predicted model, not a curated record
GGGUUUAAGCGAGGCGGGAUUUCUUCUCCCUCGAGGCGCUUGAUUCCACGGCGAUGCAGUUCUUGGCGGAUUUUGCCGUGGAUUUCGAUCAAUGUCGGAAUCUCCGGCUCGGCGGCGAGGAUUUGGUAUCAAGGAUGCGGCUUGGUUGGAGGGAUUUGUCCUUCGGCUACUGGAAAGAUCAUACACACGCUUCGCAUGACGACUUCCACCGCCAGUGAUAAGCUUUCUUUCGAUGGGAUUGUUGGGUUUUUUGUGGAGGCUGGUGUGGUCCAGCUUCGUCUUCAGGUGUGGAAGACAAAGCUCGCUGCAUUGGGAGGAAAGAUAGAAGAUCACGUAACAAAACAGCUGACUCAUGUCUUUGCUGUUUCUUCGCAGCACUUGGACCAGAGCAAAGAUUGGAAGAGAUUGAAACGGCUGAAACGGCUUAAAGUGUCAUUUUUGAAAUACGACUGGCUGGAAGACUGUCUCAAGGCAGGGCAAAGGUUACCUGCAGAGUCUUACAAUUUGUUUCAGGAUUAUCAUGGUGCCUCAGCUGAAGAAUCCGCUGGCACUGGAACUGAUUGCACCGCGACUGACGAGAGUGCUACUGAAUCCUUAAACUCAGACACUGAUGCUGCCAUCAGUGAUACUAAACGUGAAGAAUGGAGGUCUGCACUCGUAUUCCCAAAGGAACCUGAUGAUUCCACGGGGCAAAAUGAGAUUUAUGCUCCUCCAAACCUCAACCAAAAUAUUACAGGCCCUUUUGGAGAACUCCGGGACAUAUACAAAAACGGUCUUGGAGACAACAGAAGAUCUUAUAGCUAUCACAAGGCGAUAUCCUAUCUGGAAAAGCUACCAUAUCAAGUUACGAGUGUAGAUCAAGUGAAGAAUGCUCCAUCAAUCGGAAAGUCGCUACAGAAUCACAUCCAGGAAAUUCUAUCCACUGGGAAACUUUCAAAACUGGAGCAUUUUAGAGACGAUGAAAAGGUGAAAACUGUUUCUCUUUUCGGUUCAGUGUGGGGGAUUGGGCCAUCGAACGCUUUGAAAUAUUACGAGAAAGGUCAUCGUUCCCUGGAGGACUUAAGGCAUGACGAGUCACUUACACGUACCCAACGGCUUGGGCUGCAAUAUUUCGAGGAUAUCAACGCAAAAAUUCCACGCAGCGAGGCGAACUACGUGGAAAAUCUGGUGCAAGAAAUUGCUAGUGCUAUUCAACCCGGGAUAUCCGUUGUUUGUGGAGGUUCUUAUAGACGUGGGAAGUCGCUGGUAGGGGAUAUGGACAUGAUUGUCACUCACUCGGAUGGCACAAGUCACAAGGGAUUUCUGAGGCGCUUAGUCCAACGACUGAAAGACAUUGAUUUUCUCACCGAAGACUUGCUGAUUGGUUACCACGAGGAACUGAACGAUGACGCUGUGGAUACUUACUUUGGGUUAUGCAAGUAUCCGGGAAGAGAGCAGCGGCAUCGUAUUGAUUUUAAGGUGUACUCUUGGGAGCAAUAUCCAUUUGGUCUCAUUGCUUGGACUGGCAACGAUGUUCUAAACAGAAGGCUGCGAAUUCUAGCAAAUGAAAAAGGAUACAAACUAGAUGAUACUGGCUUGUAUAGAACAAUUUUGUAUGAGAAGCACAAGCGUCACAAGGUUGAUAGCAAAGGUGCUCGAGUCAUCUGCAAGAACGAGAAAGAAGUCUUUGAGUUCGUAGGUCAUCCUUGGUUGGAGCCCAACGAGAGGAACCUUUGAAAAAUCUUCCAGAGGACCGGCGACUUGAAGCGAGCCAGAGAAGUCUUUGAUUCCAUCAAAGACAAUGCCAGAGACUCUUUCUCGUGGGAGACUCUCCUCUACGCCUACUGCCGCAACAAAAA